Aspergillus homomorphus CBS 101889 is the source of this 1037-nucleotide messenger RNA. Its product is annotated as putative ubiquitin conjugating enzyme. The transcript is spliced from 3 exons. Gene Ontology annotation, cellular component: endoplasmic reticulum; cytosol. Bases 242 to 748 code for a protein of 168 amino acids. NCBI's taxonomy places the organism in Eukaryota, Fungi, Ascomycota, Eurotiomycetes, Eurotiales, Aspergillaceae. The record is from RefSeq and is a predicted model, not a curated record.
CAUUGACUCUCUUUCCACCAGGGUAGUUACACCGAUAACGGAGUCACUUUCUCCUUUUCCUUUUCCACCUCUCCAGGGACUUUCCUCUUUCUUCCCUACGAGGUCACCUUGGAUUCGAGCCUCGAAGCCCUCACGCGCGUCCUCUUCAUUGCUACAACCCCCUUCUCACGGCUCCCUUCCCCCUCGUUUGCUCCCCCGCCCCGCCUCCCUGCCCCUCUUUUCACUUUACGUCAACACCGCCAUGGCCACAACCGCCGCCGGCCGCAUGCUGUCCCGCCAGCUGCAGCAGAUGCAAUCCGACAAGGACAUCCCAGGCAUCAGCUGCGGCUUGGUGGACAACAAUGUCUUCGAGUGGGAGGUGAUGUUGAUGAUCUCGGAUGAUGUCAAGUUAUACGGGGGUGGAUUCUUCCGCGCCCGCCUCUCCUUCCCACCAGAUUACCCGCACAUGCCACCGAAGAUGAAGUUCGAGACGCCGCUAUUCCAUCCGAAUAUCUACCCAAACGGCGACGUCUGCAUCUCCAUCCUCCAUCCGCCCGAAGAAGACAAAUACGGUUACGAGUCCGCCGCCGAGCGCUGGUCCCCCGUGCAGACACCCGAGACGAUCCUACUCUCUGUUAUCUCCAUGCUCUCCAGCCCCAACGACGAGAGCCCCGCGAAUGUCGAGGCCGCGCGGUUAUGGCGCGAGAAUCCGCUGGAGUUUAAGAAGAAGGUGAGGAAGUGUGUACGGGAUAGUCUUGGGGAGGAGUGAUGAAAAUGUCAUUGCAUUCUGGAGCUGGCUUGGUGGAGUGAGGGUUUGAGCUGGACCUUAGGCUGUGGUUGUGGUUGUGGGUAGAUAUCGCAUCGUGCAUCGCGCGGGAGCGUAUGGCGUAGUCAGGGUUUCGUUUCUUUCGUUUUGAUGCUUCUUUGCGGAAUCAUGGUCAAUUUAUGCGUUUGUCUCUUUUUUUCUCCUGAAUGUGCUUAGUUGGGCACGGGGUGGGGAUUCUCACUUGGAAUUAUAUUUUUAUUUAGGGUCUAUAUGCUUGGUGAGGAAUAGAUUC